Messenger RNA from Camellia sinensis, 4157 nucleotides. NCBI's taxonomy places the organism in Eukaryota, Viridiplantae, Streptophyta, Magnoliopsida, Ericales, Theaceae. The record is from RefSeq and is a predicted model, not a curated record.
AGAAAAAUGAAAUGAAAAACAACACCACGUAACACGUUUUGUCAAAAGAACAACGGUUGAAUGUCUCUCUCUCUCUCUGCUCUGUUCACAAAGGAAGAGUCUCUCAACUUUGGGUUAGGGUUAGGGUUUUGAACAAGAAAACCCACUCUUUUCUCUGCUAUAUUCAACUCGAAAGCAAAACGUGGUUUGAGGGGUUUUUCAAUUGUUACUAUUUUGACCCUUUUAGGGUUUCGGUGAUGGGUCGUUGUUCGUCUGUGAUCAAUUGUUACCAGCUUCAGAAACCAUUGAAAUUGUUCGUUCUCUUCUGGGUCUUCGUUCUAGCUCACGAAGCCUUCGUUUUCGGCUCCGAUUCGGAGAAAUCGGCUCUAUUGCAGUUCAAGAACUCAGUUUCAGACCCAUCCGGAGUGCUCGCGAGUUGGAUUUCAAGUAAUUCUGAUCACUGUUCGUGGUUCGGUGUUACCUGCGAUUCGAAUUCUCGAGUUGUGGCUCUCAAUAUCACUGGUGGAGGUAAUUCGAUCUCUUCUUGUGCUAAAUUUGCUCAAUUUCCACUUUAUGGGUUUGGUAUUAGGAGGAAUUGUUUUGAUAGUAAUGUAAAAUUAGUGGGUGUUCUUUCGCCGGAGGUUGCGAAGCUCACGGAACUUAGGGUUUUGUCACUUCCUUUCAAUGAAUUGAGUGGUGAAAUUCCUAGUGAAAUAUGGGGUGUGGAAAAAUUGGAAGUUCUCGAUCUUGAAGGGAAUUCGAUUACUGGGUCUUUGCCAUCUCAUUUUGGGGGUUUGCGGAGUUUGAGGCUUCUCAAUUUGGGGUUUAAUGAGAUUGUGGGAGAGAUACCGAAUUCGCUGUCAGUUUGUAUGAGUUUACAAGUCUUGAAUUUAGCUUGGAAUCGAGUGAAUGGAACUAUCCCGGGGUUUAUUGGCGGGUUUAGAGAUUUGAGGGGCCUUUACUUGUCUUUUAAUCAACUUAGUGGAUCGGUUCCAAAUGAGAUUGGUGACAAUUGUGGGAAACUCGAGCAUUUGGAGCUUGCUGGUAAUUUCUUGAUUGGAGGUAUCCCGAGUAGUUUGGGGAAUUGUACAGGAUUGCGUUCACUUGUCUUGUAUUCCAAUUUGUUUCAAGAGAUUAUUCCAGUUGAACUUGGCCGGCUCACUAAGCUUGAAGUGUUGGAUGUGUCAAGGAACAGCCUCAGUGGUCCAAUACCUCCUGAGCUCGGAAAUUGUUUUGAAUUAUCUGUCCUUGUGUUUUCAAAUUUGUUCAAUCCUCUUCCAAACAUUAAUUAUUCAGAAGGUGAUUCCUCAUUAGGGCCAUCUAGUCCGAUUAGCGAUGAACUCAAUUUCUUCGAAGGUGCAAUUCCCACAGAAAUUGUGACACUUCCGAAGCUGAAGGUGAUAUGGGCACCAAGGGUGUUUUUGCAGGGAAGUUUACCCAAUAGUUGGGGUGCUUGUGACAAUUUAGAGAUGGUGAACUUGAACCAGAAUCUUUUCACUGGGGCAAUCUCCGAGGGUUUUAGUGGCUGCAAAAAACUUCAAUUUCUUGAUUUGAGCUCGAAUAGGCUUACAGGGGAGGUCUCUGGGGAACUUCUCCUACCUUGUAUGACUCUGUUUGAUGUCAGUGGAAAUCACCUCUCGGGUUCAAUUCCUAGUUUCAAUGACACGUCUUGCUCCCAUAUGCCAUCUUUGAGUGGAUAUCCUUUUGAGCCAGACGAUUUCUCAUCUGCAUAUCUGUCAUUUUUUGGCAAUAGAACUCGGGCUGAAAUUCCAUUUAUUGGAGAUGUUGGUGGUCUUGCAGUGCUUCAUAAUUUCGGUGAUAACAACUUUACUGGUGCUUUGCAGUCAAUGCUGAUUGGACCUGAGAGAUUAGCAGAUUCGACUGUUUAUGCAUUUCUUGCUGGUGAAAACAAGCUUACUGGACCAUUUCCUGGAGAUCUGUUUGAGAAGUGCAACGGAUUGAAUGCAGUGAUUGUUAAUGUCAGCAACAACAGAAUAUCUGGUAAAAUUCCAGCAGACAUCGGUUCAAUGUGCAGAUCUCUCAAAGUUUUGGAUGCCUCUGGGAAUCAAAUUUCUGGGACUAUACCUCCUAGUUUUGGGGAUUUGGUGUCUCUUGUUGCCCUUAAUUUGAGUUGGAACCUGUUGCAAGGUCCAAUCCCAAACAGCCUGGGCCAGCUAAGGGGUCUUAAGUUUGUUUCUCUGGCUGGUAAUAAUUUGACUGGAUCCAUCCCUACAAGCUUGGGCCAGUUGCAUUCUGUAGAAGUGCUUGAACUUUCUUCAAAUUAUCUCUCUGGUGGGAUUCCAAAAGACAUUGUGAAUUUGAGGAACCUGACUGUUCUUUUGCUCAACAACAAUAAACUCUCGGGGCAGAUUCCCUCUAGUUUGGCAAAUGUGUCAACACUCUCAGCAUUCAAUGUGUCGUUCAAUAAUUUAUCUGGGCCACUACCAUUGAGUGGUAAUUUGAUGAAAUGCAGGAAUGUCCAAGGAAACCCUUUUCUACGAUCUUGCCGUAUGCUCUCCUUAACGGUUCCAUCUCCACAGGGUGGAACUAGGGAUUUGCAAAAUUAUGUUGCUUAUCCAACAAUGAGCCCACCCCAGGGAAGUGGGAGUAGUAGUUUAAAUCCUAUUGAGAUCGCAUCAAUAACUUCAGCAUCCGCAAUUGUAUCGGUCCUCCUUGCACUUCUUGUCCUCUUCUUUUACACUAGAAAGUGGAAACCGAGGUCCCAAACUGGUGGGUUGGCAAGAAAAGAAGUUACAAUCUUCACUGAUAUCAGAGUUCCACUGACUUUUGAGGAUAUUGUGCGGGCCACAGGUAGUUUCAAUGCGAGCAAUUGCAUAGGCAGUGGAGGUUUCGGUACAACCUACAAAGCUGAGAUUUCUCCUGGAGUUUUAGUGGCAAUAAAGCGGCUUGCAGUUGGACGGUUCCAAGGGGUUCAACAAUUCGAUGCAGAACUGAAAACCCUAGGGAGGCUCCAGCAUCCGAAUCUUGUGACCUUAAUAGGUUAUCACGCGAGCGAGACAGAGAUGUUUCUCAUAUAUAAUUAUUUGCCAGGUGGUAAUUUGGAAAAGUUCAUCCAAGAAAGGUCCACGAGGGUGGUGGAUUGGAGGGUACUUCACAAAAUUGCUUUGGACAUAGCACGGGCACUAGCCUAUCUACACGAUCAGUGUGUGCCACGUGUCCUUCAUCGUGAUGUCAAGCCUAGUAAUAUCUUGUUGGAUGAUGAUUACAACGCAUAUUUAUCCGACUUUGGAUUGGCCAGGCUUCUGGGUACUUCUGAAACCCAUGCCACUACAGGCGUGGCCGGAACUUUUGGUUAUGUUGCUCCAGAAUACGCAAUGACUUGCCGUGUUUCUGACAAGGCCGAUGUUUAUAGCUAUGGGGUCGUGCUGCUUGAGUUAAUAUCGGACAAGAAAGCCCUCGAUCCGUCAUUUUCUUCGUUUGGUAAUGGUUUCAAUAUUGUCACGUGGGCAUGCAUGCUCCUGCGACAGGGGCGUGCCAAGGAGUUCUUCACUGCAGGGUUGUGGGAUGUGGGCCCCCAUGAUGAUUUGAUCGAUGUUUUGCACUUGGCGGUCGUGUGUACUGUUGAUUCUCUCUCGACCAGGCCUACGAUGAAGCAAGCUGUACGACGGCUGAAGCAACUUCAACCCCCAUCAUGUUAGGCAUCAGCUGAUUGACAUAGCAUGUGAUAGAGAGUAAAAAGGCCAAUUAUGUGGAUUCUGCAUUGCAGCUCUCAUGAAAUUAUCUGAUUUCUGGGCAGUGGUUGUUCCAGGGGGUCACUACUGUUUUUUAAUCAUUAUGUUCAGGCAGAGAUUGGACGAUGGUAGGGCUUGUAGCUUCAGUGCAUCCAUCCGUUCCUGCAAUGUGAGCCGGAAACAUGACUAGAAGAGAAUUAAAAGAAUUGCUAAUCGUCUAGAUUAUACGGAACAUGUAUAUCCUUUCUUACACAUAGAUGGACUGGUGUUACUGCAUGACAAAUUGUCAGCAAGACAUAGUUGACAGAGGAUCACUGCAGAACAAUUGUUGCACACUCCCACUUUGACCUGAGAGCAGCAUUUUUGUUGCAAAUUAUCCUUUUUUUUUUCCAUCCUUUUUUCCUUUUUCAAAUUCUUCACCAAAUUUGGAUGCAAACACAGUUUUAAAUCUUUUUUAAUUUAUAUGGAUUUAUUGUUUGCUUGUCA